Molecule: messenger RNA, 627 nt
Organism: Laetiporus sulphureus 93-53
Lineage: Eukaryota; Fungi; Basidiomycota; Agaricomycetes; Polyporales; Laetiporaceae
Exons: 2
Coding region: 96-512 (138 amino acids)
Source: RefSeq, a predicted model, not a curated record
CAGAAGCAUUUCCUCGUGUGUCUGGCCACAGAAGGUGGGUGUAACAACAACGAUAUUUUAGCGCAACUUACUCUGUUUUCUUUUUUUUUUUUGUUAUGUCAUCCACAUGGCUCCUCAUGAUGAGCCUGACAAGCUCAACCGCUGGGCUCGCUCCAUCGAGACGGUCCGUAAUCCGCCACUUUGCAUCCUCGAGCGCAACCACGACUGAAACGCGCAAGUGUCCAGGAGGUUCUGGACCACUCUUGGAAGACUUGUCAGCACCACCAGUGACGCCGCAUGACAGGAUGCGGCGCGCUCACCUCGAUGGUCGUCGAAGACACUGCAGGACUUGCGAUGCAUUCAAAGACGCAUGGACGAUGGAGGUGAAUCCAGGGCGUCGGCAAGCUGAAGGACGCGAUCAAGUUCGCAUCGUCAGGAGCUCUACGCUUUACCCUCAGGCACUCUUCCGCCACCCAUUUGCUGUUCGUCAACGCGUCAAGCGUCACAUCCUCAAACCGUCCACUCUUAAUUAGCACCAUCUCCAGCGAUCUGCAAAGGGGCGUCAGACAUCACGGAACAGUAUUCCAUGCCUGUCUUGGUCGCCGGGGACAGCGAGAAAGUCUCAGCCGCCACCUCGUACGUGGAUGG